Drosophila serrata is the source of this 2424-nucleotide messenger RNA. It is a transcript of the gene CycA, whose product is annotated as cyclin A. The record is from RefSeq and is a predicted model, not a curated record. Gene Ontology annotation, molecular function: cyclin-dependent protein serine/threonine kinase regulator activity. Gene Ontology annotation, biological process: mitotic cell cycle phase transition. Lineage: Eukaryota; Metazoa; Arthropoda; Insecta; Diptera; Drosophilidae.
CCUCUAUAGGACCGGGAAAAACUCGAAAUCUCUCAUUUCUUUUCAAACUUUCAAACGCGAUCAGCAAAAGGUGAAGCAUCCGCGUCGGUGCUGCCUAGUAAAAAGUACAAGUGUGGUCAGUGUGAGCGUAGCCAAACAAGGAAUACAAAUUCCACCGCUCCCGUGACGCAAAAGGCUGUAGAAAUUGAAAGUCAAAUGAAUUCUGUUCCCAACUGUGUGUGUGAGUGUACAACGAGCGUCAAUUUUGAUGAUAAAAUUUGCCUGCGCCUGUAAGUGUGUGCGUUGAGCAUAUGUCUGUCAGUGUGUUGGUGUAAGCGUCGAGUCGAGCAUAAGAAAGCAGCAGAAACAACAACAUAGGAGGAGGGCACUUGGCGACGCUUGACGAAAGAGAAGCAAAGAGAAGCGUGAAAUCUCCAUUUUAAUACAGCGAGGAAAACCAAGGAACGGGUGUAUACACGAUGGCCAGCUUCCAGAUCCACCAGGACGCCAACAACAAGGAGAAUCCCGGCGUAACCAUUCCGGCCGGAGUCAGGGGCGCAAAGCAGCCGCUGGCCGUGAUUGGCAAAGAGAAAAUUGCGCUUGCGCCACGGGCCAACUUCGCUGUGCUCAACAACAACAACAAUCACAAUGGGAAUGUGCCUCGUCCGUCCGGAAAAGCGCAGGUCUUCCGUGAAGUAAAGGUCCAGAAUGCUGAUGAAAAUGUCAACUAUGCAGCAAAGAAGUCGAAUGUGGUGCCCGUGGUGGAGCAAUUUAAGACCUUCUCCGUUUACGAGGACAACUUCGACACCCAUGUGGCCCCACCGGGCAAACCCCUGGCCUCUGUGGCCGAUAAAGAGAACCAGAAUGCCGCCGAAAAGUGCGGUGUGCAAUUCACUGUCUGCGAUCUGGACACCACGCCCAUGUCCGUCACGGACAUCCAGUCCCCCAUGUCGGUGGAUCGCUCGCUCGCCGAGGUAAGCGGCAUUGAAGCAGUUGCCAAGCCCGGAGAGGUAAUCAAGGAGCUGCCACCACGCAAUGAUCGCGAGCGGUUCUUUGAGGUGGUCCAGUAUCAGAGGGAUAUACUCAUCAAUUUCCGGGAGAGCGAGAAGAAACAUCGCCCCAAGCCGCACUAUAUGCGCAGGCAGAAUGACAUCAAUCAUAACAUGCGCUCCAUCCUGAUUGACUGGCUGGUGGAAGUGUCCGAGGAGUAUAAGCUAGACACGGAGACGCUAUAUCUCUCCGUCUCCUAUCUGGAUCGCUUCUUGAGCCUGAUGAUGGUGAUGCGCGCCAAGUUGCAAUUGGUGGGCACGGCAGCCUUGUACAUUGCCUCUAAAUACGAAGAGAUCUACCCACCAGAGGUGGGUGAGUUUGUCUUCCUCACCGACGACAGCUAUACCAAGAAGCAGGUGCUGCGCAUGGAGCAGGUCAUCCUGAAGAUUCUCUCCUUUGAUUUGUGCACACCGACUGCCUAUGUCUUUAUCAAUACGUACGCGGUGCUGUGCGACAUGCCAGAUAAACUCAAGUACUUGACGCUGUACAUUUCGGAGCUCUCACUGAUGGAUGGAGAUACCUUUAUGGUAUAUUUACCCUCGGUGAUGUCAUCUGCUUCGCUUGCUUUGGCGCGUCAUAUUCUGGGCAUGGAGAUGUGGACACCGCAGUUGGAGGAGAUCACUACCUACAAGCUGGAGGACCUGCAAACUGUGGUCCGCCAGCUGUCUCAAAUGCACAAAUCGGCAAAGGACCUCAACACGCAGGCAAUGCGGGAAAAGUACAAUAGAAACAAGUACAAAAAUGUGGCCACGAUCGAGGCAAUUGAGCUGACCAAGGAGGAUCUGGAGCAGCUCUGUCAGUCGUACAACGCCAAGCAAAGUGAGGAGAAGAUCGAGGAGCAGAAUGAGAAUUUGUUUUAUAAGUUUUAAGUGUUUUGCCAUGCCACUGCCCUGCCAUGGUCAAAUUGUAUUGUAGUUUAGUCUUUCCAUGUAAUAUUUUGUAGAUUUAAGUUGAAGAAGGAAAUCUCCGCCGGAAUUCUGCUCAGCAUUGGUUGAUCAAUGGGCAAGCUCCCGUUACAAGUACUGGACAAUUUUAUAUGAAUGCCAUAUAAACGCAACUUAAAACGAGCUAAAUUUACACCUGUCCACGGUGAGAGCUUGCCGCUUCAACCAUAAGAGCAGAAGAAACGGCCGCAGUCUUGGAAAACUUAAAUUUAGCAUAGUGGCAGUCCGCAGACCGAUAUUUUAUGUUUUUACCACCAUCAACUAAUGUAUUUUUAUGUAUUUAUAAAAUGAACCAUAUUGGAUGUAUACAACGUGUCUUUAGCAGGUACAGCUAACUCUGGAAAUUAUACCUACUUAAACGCAUAUUUAUAUAUAUAUAUAUACUAACUAUUAGACCAUAAACGUUCUGUGAACCACGCAACAAGAAAUAUAUGUCGAUUUACCAAACAGA